AUGGCGUCAGAUAGAAACAUACCGACAACUGUUAAAUUUGCCUUAGGAGGAGCGGCUGGGAAGGAUAAACCAGUAUCAUUCACGAAAAAGGCUGCUCUCGGAGCCACGGCUGGCGCUUGCGCUGCAGCGGUGGGCACUCCGGCAGAAGUGGUUAUCAUACGGAUGUGUGGUGAUGGAGCUUUCCCACCAGAACAAAGACGAAACUACAAACAUGCUUUCCAUGCUCUCUCACAAAUCACCAGAACAGAAGGACUGAGCACACUUUACCGGGGAUUUGGACCAACGGUGGCACGUGCAAUGGUGCUAAACGGGUCUCAGUUGUCCACCUACUCUCAGACGAAACAACUCAUAUUGACAAGCAAGAAGAUUGAAGACGGGAUUCUGUGCCAUUUUCUAUCAUCCAUGGUAUCCGGCCUUGCAGCAACAGUAACUUCGCUUCCCAUUGAUAUGAUUAAAACGAGAAUCCAAGCCAUGAAAACAAUAAAUGGUGUGCCAGAAUAUAGUGGUCUGAUGGAUGUUUUCAAAAAGGUUCUAUAUAACGAAGGAGUGUUGGCAUUUUGGAAGGGUUUCACACCGUACUACAUGAAACUCGGACCCUACACAAUUCUGUCGUUCGUUUUCCUUGAACAGUUCAAUGCAGCCUAUCUUCGACAAUUCGUAUACAAAAGAAAAAGAGAGUGA
Angiostrongylus costaricensis is the source of this 681-nucleotide messenger RNA. Lineage: Eukaryota; Metazoa; Nematoda; Chromadorea; Rhabditida; Metastrongylidae. The record is from the annotation of a GenBank genome assembly.